UGUGCCAUUCUGAUUUCUGUCAUCUGUGAGUAAAAAUUAAGUUGUGAACAGUAAUAAAAAAUAAUAUGCGCUUUAAUCAAAAUAAUUAAGUAAAAUGUCCGAUUUUACUAAUUUGUUUGAUUGUUUCGGUGAUAGCGAAUCCUCUAUUAAGGAUCUUAAGAUCAAGAGUGAUGAGGAAUCCUCAGUACCAGAAAAACCACCAGUGAGCACGAAACGCCCACAUGAAGAAGUACAAUAUGCAGAUACCUCAAAAAAAGUCAAACAUGAUGAGGAAGAUGUUGAGGAGAUCACUAGUGACAUGAACCUAGAUCUCCUAGCCUCGAGAAUAGUUAUACACACAUUAGAAACACAUGAAGGAUGUACACACGAAGUGGCAGUGCCGCCGAACCAUGAGUACCUACCUCUCUCACAACUCCCAGCAGAGCCUGCGAAACAGUACAGCUUUAUCUUGGAUCCAUUUCAAAAUGAAGCCAUAUUAUGUAUUAAUAACUUACAGUCGGUUUUAGUAUCAGCUCAUACAUCAGCUGGAAAGACUGUAGUUGCAGAAUAUGCAAUAGCUCUUUCAUUAAAGAACAAACAGAGAGUAAUAUAUACAACACCAAUAAAAGCUCUAUCAAAUCAGAAGUACAGGGAGUUUUCUGAGGAGUUUCAUGAUGUAGGUCUUAUCACUGGUGACGUUACAAUCAAUCCAUCUGCAUCAUGUCUAAUUAUGACUACAGAAAUUCUGCGAAAUAUGUUAUACCGAGGUUCUGAAAUAAUGAGAGAAGUUGGAUGGGUAGUGUUUGAUGAGAUCCAUUACAUGAGAGACAAGGAGAGAGGUGUUGUUUGGGAAGAAACGCUGAUCCUGUUGCCCGACAACGUGCACUACGUAUUUCUUUCCGCGACAAUACCCAAUGCGCGGCAAUUCGCCGAAUGGGUAUGUCGCUUGCACUCUCAGCCAUGCCACGUUGUUUACACGGAGUAUAGACCAACACCAUUGCAGCAUUACAUAUUCCCCGCGGGCGGCGAUGGCAUCCAUCUUGUAGUGGAUGAAACGGGUCAAUUCAAAGAAGACAACUUCAACACAGCAAUGGCAGUUUUAGGCAACGCGGGAGAAGCAAGCAAAGGUGACCAGAGAGGCCGCAAGGGAGGAAUGCGUGGAAACAACAACACCAAUAUAUUCAACAUCGUCAAGAUGAUAAUGGAAAGGAACUUCGCACCGGUCAUUAUAUUCAGCUUUAGCAAAAAGGACUGCGAGCUGUAUGCUAUGCAGAUGGCCAAAUUGGAUUUCAACACAAUUGAGGAAAAGAAGCUUGUUGAUGAAGUAUUCAAUAAUGCUAUGGACGUACUAUCGGAGGAAGAUCGUAAGCUACCGCAAGUCGAAAAUGUGAUUCCGCUGCUAAGACGCGGUAUUGGUAUACAUCAUGGUGGAUUACUGCCCAUAUUGAAGGAGACUAUUGAAAUAUUGUUCGGCUUGGGACUUAUCAAGGCACUUUUCGCCACGGAAACAUUUGCUAUGGGCCUUAACAUGCCUGCCAGGACUGUGGUCUUUACCAAUUGCCAGAAAUUCGACGGAAAGGACUUCCGAUUUAUAACCUCGGGGGAAUACAUCCAGAUGUCAGGACGCGCAGGUCGUCGUGGGCUGGACGACAAGGGUAUAGUUAUACUGAUGAUUGACCAGAAAGUGACCCCUGCCGUCGUUAAGGAUAUGGUACAGGGCAAGGCUGACCCUAUCAACUCUGCCUUCCAUCUCACAUAUAACAUGGUUUUAAAUUUAUUGAGAGUAGAAGAAAUUAAUCCGGAAUACAUGUUGGAAAGAAGUUUCUUCCAGUUCCAAAACCAAGCCGCCAUUCCAGAUCUGAUCGACAAGGUUAAAGCCAAGCAGAAGGAAUAUGCCGCGUUAACAAUAGAGCAUGAGCACUCGAUCGCGUCGUACUGCAACGUGCGUUCCGAGCUUGACCUGUUGGGCUCACAGUUCAGAUCCUUUAUCACGCGGCCGGAGUAUUUGAAGCCUUUCCUACAGCCAGGACGACUGGUCAAAGUUAAAACAGAAAAGUACGAGUAUGACUGGGGCAUAAUAGUAAACUUUAGGCAUAAAACCGGUAAAGACAAGAAAACGCAUAGAGAAAACCCACUCACGGCUGACACGGUCAUAAUCGUGGAUAUACUUCUUCACGUCAAAAAGUCCCAUUCUCAUGAUGCAGAUACAAACGUGCCUUGUCCGCCCGGAGAGACAGGUGAUGUAGAAGUAGUUCCAGUUCUCCACACUUUAAUAUACCAGAUAAGUUCACUCCGAGUGUACUACCCCAAGGAUCUGAGGCCGCCAGACAAUCGCAAAUCCGUGUUAAAAACGAUUAGUGAAGUAAAGAAACGCUUCCCAGAGGGACCCCCCUUGUUAAACCCUAUAAAGGACAUGAAAAUCGAAGAUAAUGUGUUCAAGGAGUGUGUCGAUAGGAUAAAAGUUUUAGAAGAGAAAUUAUACGCUCAUCCAUUACACAAAGACAAAAACCGUGGCGCUCUAACAGCAGCAUACGAUAAGAAACAGGAAAUAUUCGAAGAACUUUCGCUACUGAAGACUGAACUGAAGAAAGCAAAAAGCAUAUUACAGAUGGAAGAGUUGAAGAAAAGAAAACGUAUUUUAAGACGAUUAGGUUACUGUACUUUCUCGGAUGUUAUAGAAUUAAAAGGAAGGAUAGCCUGUGAAUUAAGUAGUGCGGAUGAAUUGUUGCUAACGGAGUUGAUCUUCAACGGCGUGUUUAACUCGUUGAGCUCGGAACAAAGUGCGGCGCUCGUCAGUUGCUUCGUUUGCGACGAGAAUUCCUCCCAGUCCUCUGCCACCGGAGACGAACUGAAAGGAGUCUUAAGGCAGCUGCAGGAAUACGCGCGCCGUAUCGCCAAAGUUUCGAUCGAAUCUAAAAUGGACUUAGACGAGGACGAGUACGUGGGCAAGUUUAAAUGCACACUCAUGGAUGUAGUGUUAUCAUGGGCCAAGGGAGCAUCCUUUCUGCAAAUUUGCAAAAUGACUGACGUGUUUGAAGGUUCCAUAAUCCGAUGCAUGCGUCGCUUGGAAGAAGUAUUGAGGCAGUUAUGUCAAGCUUCGAAGAAUAUAGGAAAUACUGACCUAGAAAAUAAAUUUAGCGACGCCAUCAAGAUGUUAAAACGCGAUAUUGUGUUUGCCGCCAGCUUGUACAUGUAAUCUAAUGUUAUCAAGUAAAUUUAAAACUUGUAUCGUUCUUUUAA
Pararge aegeria (speckled wood butterfly) is the source of this 3219-nucleotide messenger RNA. RefSeq names its product exosome RNA helicase MTR4 (gene Mtr4). The transcript has 18 exons. The coding region runs from base 95 to 3175 and encodes 1026 amino acids. Gene Ontology annotation, cellular component: nucleus. NCBI's taxonomy places the organism in Eukaryota, Metazoa, Arthropoda, Insecta, Lepidoptera, Nymphalidae. Gene Ontology annotation, biological process: maturation of 5.8S rRNA; RNA catabolic process. The record is from RefSeq and is a predicted model, not a curated record. Gene Ontology annotation, molecular function: ATP binding; RNA binding; RNA helicase activity.